This is a messenger RNA of Salvelinus namaycush (lake trout), 1203 nucleotides long. RefSeq names its product paired box protein Pax-2a. Gene Ontology annotation, biological process: regulation of transcription by RNA polymerase II; anatomical structure development. The transcript is spliced from 11 exons. The record is from RefSeq and is a predicted model, not a curated record. Gene Ontology annotation, molecular function: DNA-binding transcription factor activity, RNA polymerase II-specific; RNA polymerase II cis-regulatory region sequence-specific DNA binding. NCBI's taxonomy places the organism in Eukaryota, Metazoa, Chordata, Actinopteri, Salmoniformes, Salmonidae. Bases 1 to 1203 code for a protein of 400 amino acids.
AUGGAUAUUCACUGCAAAGUAGACCCGUUCUCAGCGAUGCACCUCUCCCAUAUAGGGCACGGCGGUGUGAACCAGCUGGGCGGGGUGUUUGUCAACGGCAGACCCCUACCUGACGUGGUGAGGACAAGAAUCGUAGAACUCGCCCACCAAGGAGUGAGACCCUGUGACAUUUCGAGACAACUACGGGUCAGCCACGGCUGUGUCAGCAAAAUACUGGGCAGAUACUACGAGACCGGCAGUAUAAAGCCAGGAGUUAUUGGUGGGUCCAAACCAAAAGUGGCGACUCCAAAGGUUGUGGAUAAAAUAGCGGACUACAAGCGCCAGAAUCCGACCAUGUUCGCGUGGGAAAUCAGAGACAGACUGUUAGCUGAGGGCGUCUGUGACAACGACACGGUUCCAAGCGUCUCGUCCAUUAACAGGAUAAUACGAACAAAAGUCCAGCAGCCUUUCCACCCGUCUCCAGAUGGAACAUCCCUGUCUGCACCGGGCCACACCAUGGUACCGAGCCAGGCCUCUCCACCUGUAACAAGCCCUUCCAACGACCCUGUGGGGUCCUACUCCAUCAACGGCAUCCUGGGUAUUCCCCGGUCAAACGGCGAGAAGAGGAAACGAGAUGAAGAUGGUUCAGAUGGGUCUGGCCCAAACACUGAUUCUCAGGUUAGUGUGGACAGUUUACGGAAGCACCUGCGGGCCGAUGCUUUCACUCAGCAGCAGCUGGAAGCUUUGGACCGGGUCUUUGAACGCCCGUCGUACCCCGACGUCUUCCCAACCUCGGAUCACAUCAAACCAGAACAGGCUAACGAGUACUCCCACUCCCACUCCCUGUCCUCCCUGAAUCCUGGCCUGGACGGCGAGGUCAAACCCAGCCUGUCCUCCAGCAGUAACCAGAACCUGGGCCCCAGUGUCUCUGUGACACAGAGCUACUCUGUAGUAACGGGUCGAGACAUGGCCAACACAACCCUACCGGGUUAUCCCCCUCACGUACCCCCCACCGGCCAAGGCAGCUACCCCACCUCAACACUGGCCGGAAUGGUUCCUGGGAGUGAGUUUACAGGAAACCCUUACAGCCAUCCACAGUACACAACCUACAACGAGGCUUGGCGGUUCAGCAACCCAGCGUUACUAAGUUCCCCUUAUUAUUAUAGUGCCACAUCCAGAGGUUCCGGACCACCUACUGCUGCCACGGCAUAUGACCGCCACUAG